Messenger RNA from Pieris macdunnoughi, 5535 nucleotides. Lineage: Eukaryota; Metazoa; Arthropoda; Insecta; Lepidoptera; Pieridae. The record is from the annotation of a GenBank genome assembly.
AUGUUUCAAAAGCAGACGUUUGGUAACACCACAUCCGGCUUCGGAUCCUUUAACGCUGGAGCCAAUACAUCAUCACCGUUUGGUGGGUUCAAGCCGGCAACAGCCACCAGCGCCUUUGGAGCUGCUCCCGCCUUUGGCUCGUCUCCCGCGAAUACUUCUACUGCUGGAGGAGGCCUCUUCGGUCAAACCAACACCUCUGGAGGCCUAUUUGGAGGCGCCACUGCUGCCAACCCCACUCCGGCGUUCGGCUCCACUGGCUUUGGAUCCUUUGGCGCAAGUCCAACUACUGGAGGUCUUUUUGGAGGGAACACUGCGUCUACUGGUCUUUUUGGGAACACUCAAAAUAAUACGGCGUUUGGCGCUAAACCAGCUGGCUUUGGCUUUGGUAGUACUCCGACAGCAGGACCUUCAACUGGUGGGCUGUUCAGCUCUGGUGCAUCGACAAGCGGUGGGCUGUUUAGCCAGCCCACUAGUACUCUGGGCGGUGGCGCAGCUUCAGGGGGACUGUUCUCUACUAACACAGGUGCGUUCGGCCAGCAGCAAGCGGCCGGUACAGCCCACGUGAAGUUUCACCCCGUGGUAGGCACUGAUGUCGUCGUCAAGGGAGGAGCAUCACAGACCGUCAAUGUACGACACCAUUGCAUCACAUGUAUGAAGGAAUACGAAAGCAAAUCCCUGGAAGAGUUGCGUUUUGAGGACUACACGGCGGGAAGAAAGGGCAGCUCGGGCGGGAUGUUUGGCUUUCAGCAGCCGGCCGAUAAUACGGUUAAACCACUCUUUAAUUCAUCAUUUGGCCAACCAGCUACAACCACAGCACCUAGUCUGUUCGGAGGUGGAAAUUUGGGAACGACCAGUGGAUUUGGACAGACGAAUACGUUCUCGUUUGGUAAUACUGCACAAAAUACAACAACGACUGGCCUAUUUGGUGCGAAUAAACCGGCUUUUGGAGCCACACCCACCACUGGUACAGGCCUGUUCGGUGCUACAACGACGCAAGCGCCGGCCUUCGGUACCACCACGUCUACCUUCGGUUUUGGACCUACCACACAGAAUCAGCAAUCUGGCGGUCUGUUCGGAGCCAAGCCAACGACAGGAGCCUUUGGCAGCACGGCCACGAGCGGCUUCGGCUCGUUCGGCGGCGGAGGCCUAUUUGGGGCAAAGACCCAGCAGACCACGGCACCCACUUUUGGCACUGCAACGCCCGCAUUUGGUGCGACAUCUAGCGGUUUCGGCACAAAUACAUCGACUUCAUUGUUCGGUGGCGGAAAUACUUUUGGAAAACCGGCAACCACGCAACCCACGUUUGGGUUCAACUCGCAGCCUACCCUUGGUGCAGGUCUGGGUACUGGACUCGGUACGUCAUUCCAGACGAAACCGAAUACAUUUGGAACGACACUAGGUGGUGGCUCAUCGCUAUUCCCACAGCAAAAUAAUACUUUUCAAACAGGUCUCAACACAGGUUUGGGUGGAGGUCUCUUCAACAAUAACUCUUCGUUGGGUGGAACAGGCCUCGGCUUGGGACAGAACAAUGCCAAUACUAGUUUGAUGCCCGGCAGUGGUCUCGGUUCGUCCGUGGGCUCCAACGUACACGAGCAAAUACUGACGCUAGCAGCCAGGCCGUAUGGUGAUUCGCCUCUCUUUAAAGAUUUACUGCCGGACACAUCAACAACGGCCGAAGACGUGUUAAAGCCGACCAAUCCAGCGGCUGUUAAAGCGGUGUUGGACAGCAGUAACGCCGCUUACAGAGUCACUUCGCCCACCGGAGGCAGACUGAAAGUGGUGCCUAGGACUGUAACGCAGGAUAAGGCUUCUGCGACUCCCCCUGUGUUCGAUUUGUUGAAAUCCUGUGCACCAAUGGACUUCGAAUCUAGAGGUGCGCAUUUAACUUUCCUCGAACGAUCCCUAGGUGACUCACCUCAAGUAAACGGAACAAGUCAGGUGGACGGCUCCAUUACAGCAGAAAGAGAAAGAGAUAAUUUCCCCAGUAAGAGUAAGGAGGUGUUGCGAGAGCAGAAUAGUGAUAUAGAGCUACGUACAGACAAACAAAAUGGCUGGCCUUCGAGACAUUCGUGGAAUGAAGAGAAACCUAUCGAUAGUGAAACGCCACGGUUAUAUCCCAAUCUAGAUAAAGAAAUGCCGGCCCUCGAAUCUGAACGAAGAGCUAGUUGGUUGACAACAAAACCGCUCCGAAAACAGCAAGUGUCAAACGCGGAAUUAGCUGAGAACUCAGUAAGAGAGCUAGGAGUUAAAGAGAGUUCCACUUCCACUGAUAAGGAGAAUAUCGACACUUUCUAUAUAGAUGAAAAUGUGUCCACCCACGAUGCGCCAGUUGAGGCACCGCCUCAUCCGGCUGGUGUUAAAUUGACCAGACCGGGGUAUUACACUAUUCCAUCGUUGGAAGAGAUGAUUAAAUACAUCGGUCCUGAUGGUAAAUGCGUGGUACCGCAUUUGACGAUCGGCAGAAAGAAUUAUGGAAAUGUCUAUUAUGACUGUGAAAUUGAUGUCACCGACAUGGAUUUGGAUGCUUUAGUACAUUUCCUGAACAAGGAGGUGAUAGUCUACCCGGAGGACAGCGAGAAGCCGCCUUUGGGCGAAGGUUUGAACCGACGUGCCAUUGUCACGCUGGACCGUGUCUGGCCGAGGGACAAGACUGAGAAACGUCCCGUUACUGAACCGGAUAGGUUGUUAAAAAUGGACUACGAAGGCAAGUUGCGACGUGUGUGCGAUAAAUAUGACACCAGGUUCAUUGAGUAUCGCCCACAAACUGGUAGCUGGGUGUUCAGGGUGGAACACUUCAGCAAGUAUGGCAUAUCAGAUUCGGAUGAGGAAGAGGAAAUUGCGCCUCAGGUGUUAAAACGACAACUCGUCAAUCAGAGUUUGCAGAAAGCGGCUGCUACUGUCACAAAACCAGUAGUGCCCGUAACAUCAGCUCUAGGAGGUCUUGGAACACAUAUAGGCCUCGGGUCAAACCUUACCCUAGGGUCAAAUUUGGGUCUAGGCGGAAUGGGAUUCAGUUCCUCUGUGGGUGAUGAUGAUAUGUUCUUGCAGACCUCGCUUAAUUUGAUGAACGGCUCCAAAGGAUUUGAAAUGGACACGACAGAAGACAACGCAGAUGCGACCAGUCUGUAUCAGGAUAACAAAGCAUUCGGUGUGAAGAGUCCUACCUCAGAGUUGGCCCGUUUGGAGCAUAGACAGAGCCAUAACGUUCAGCUGAUGAAAGCUUCCUUAUACGCUGAUACUGAAAUGGAAGACGACGUGUCAAUAUCAACGGGCGAUCAGAUGGUGCCUCAUGCCACGGCCUCCGUCAUCUCGCUGCCACCGACUUCUGUAUCGCACAUGGAGAUGGUUGAAGAAGCACCGGUCGUUAUUGAAGAACCAGUUGUACGUCCCCUAAUCGUGAACCCACAUACAGUGAUACUGAAAUAUCACAGAAAAGUACCUCCUUUCAAGAAAACUAUCGCUGGUCGUCUUAACGCGGAUUGUUUGGCCGAUAUGUCCGUGUGUCGCGCCCGUCACAGCCGCGUCUCCUUCGGCCCCAACAACGCACUGGUGUUCAACACCACGCAUGACGUCAUUUCUGAAUUGCCGCGCAAAUCGGAUCUAUGUGAGCUGGGCAGAUAUGUGUUGGGAAGGUCAGAUGAGGACUGGAGCGAGGCGGUCGUGGCCAGAGUUCAAAUCGGACAGGCGGACAGUAAAGCCGUUUUGGACACCCUACGCCGUCAGCUCCAAAGCCUUCUCGAUUUCUCUGCCCCCGAAGACGCGUCGCGACCGUUCGCGCGACUAGUCGUGCAAGAGUCGCCGGUCAGUCGCAAGCAGCUGCUCGAGAAGUUGUUGGAGGACUCUUGCAAGGAGGAGUAUAGCGCGCGGUUUGGCGUGUCCAGUUCGUACAGCGUACAAGUUUGGAAACUGUGUCAGGCCCUCUGGGGUGAAGAUCUUCUCAAUGAUGGUGUACCGGGAAAGGACGAGCAAGCUAUCGUGAGCCGCCACGAGGAUCUUUUGAAAUGGUUGAAAAAUGCAGUCGCCGAAGUCACUGAUGAUGAACUAUCGCAGCCAGUAGACGUUGACCCUGAAGAUGAAAAAGAUGGUCACAGCGCCCGUGUUUGGACGUUAUUACUGGGCGGUAGAAUUCUGGAAGCGUGCAAGCUUUGUAGGGAAAAUGGUGAUUUCAAUAUGGCAAUACUGAUCGCUCAGGCUUAUGGUGACCCCUACUUCAAGACUCUGUUAUCGCGUCAGCUGAACAUCUGGCAGGAAUGUGGGGCGGAUUCUCUCAUCUCGAGCCACAAAAGGGCAAUACUGUCUCUGCUCGCGGGGCGAAGCCCUAACUCAGAACUUGAAGCGGUGGACUGGUUGAGGGUCCUCAAUGUUUGUGCAAGAUAUCUCUGCCCUCAAAUACCAACACUAGAGCAGAUAGUGCGUACAUACGAAGAACUAUUCAGCCGGGAGUCGAACGUGGAUCUGACCACUGUGCCAGAAGAGAGUGUCAACAUGCGAUUGCCGACACCCGAUUAUCAGCAGGAGUACACGGUUUCUAUUGAAUCGAAUGGCACGUCGCGUCGGAUCCUUGACCUUCGUUACGAGUUGAUACGUGCGCGUGCGUUCAACACACGGCCGUGUUUCCAUCCCGCUGCGUACACGCCUCAUCCUAUUGACCACAGCCUGAGCUUUCUCCUGGGUUGUUGGUUCGGCCAACCGACAAUUAAGUCGAUCGUGGGAUUGGCGGAACAGCUGGAGGGUUAUGGCGAGUGGCAUUUAGCCGUCCAGGCGCUUUUCUACCAUCCAGAUGAUAAAAUCCGUGCUCAUCUCAUCCAAGAGCUAAUAGGCCGCCACGCACCGGCGGAGGCUGAUUCCUCAGUGAAGGCUCGCCUUGAGUUUGUUGAGAAGUUGGGAGUCCCACAGAAGUGUUUGCUGCUCGCUAGGGCUCAUAGGGCGAAGUAUGAGCACCGUCCCCAAUUAGAAGCAGAAUGCCUGGUCGGCGCAGGCGCGUGGAAUGCGGCGCAUUCUGUACUCGUUGAACAAUUGCUGCCCGAAGUUGUGUUAUCCGAUAAUGUAAAAAGCGUCCAGCCGAUAAUAGAGAAGUUAAGCGAAGCCGCGCGUCGCAACGAAGUCAGCGGAUGGGAAAGUGGGGGAGAGGCUCUGUACCAUUACAUCUAUGUUUGUGACGAGAUACGAGGGUUGGUGUCGGCCGCGGAAGGGCAGGAGGCGGAAGAUAGGUCUAGUGUCGCGUGUCGGUUGGAGGCCCUUACGCCGCGAUUGGCCGCCGCUUGCAGAGCGCUUACCCUAUUUAGGAGCAAAUCACCCCGUGCGUUGGCCGCUCGAGCAGAAAUGGGUGCGAGGUUGGUGCAACUGGCCCUGGCCGGGGGACACGUUUCCGCGCAUCUCGCUGCCCUGCUACAGGACUUGGACUUGCCGCCAGAUUGCGCUGCGCAUGCGCACUAUAAGAUUACGUCGGAUCUAUCGGACCAAGCUUCGGAAUUCUGCUUGGAAUCAACUCAGAGCUCCCCCCUCUCUUCUCAUAGAACAGCUGUACGUAGCUAA